Messenger RNA from Effrenium voratum, 1662 nucleotides. The record is from the annotation of a GenBank genome assembly. NCBI's taxonomy places the organism in Eukaryota, Dinophyceae, Suessiales, Symbiodiniaceae.
AUGGAGCGGCAGCAGAUCGUCGCCUUUGGCCUGACGCUGGCAGCGGGCUAUGCCGGCUAUUUGCACAGGCUCGGGGUGACGCUCCCGCAAGAGCGGCUGCGGGCGGUGAUGCGGGGCCCAAGGAUUGCCAGAGAUGUCCAGAAGGUCUUGGCGCGCAUCCACGAGAAGCGCCAGGACCUGUGGCUGGCCUGCGCCUCCACCUGCGCUUUCACCUCCGAGCUGUACUGCCUGUGUGUGCUCCUGAUGCAGCUGAUCGCCCACGGGUACCCAAAGGACAUGUUUCUGAAGUGCCACUUCUGGUCCUCCCUGGUUUCGGCGAUGAUCAUGCGCUGGGCGUCCCGGCCGAACGCCACGCCCAGCAGCAGGGAGACCUUCCUGGUGACCUUUGGCAUCAACCUCAUGGCUCUGCUGAACUGCAUUGACGUGCCCAUCCACCUGCUCUCAGCCAACUAUCUAGGCCGGGUAUUCCUGGCAUCCUUCGCUCCGGACAUGUGGAUGACCUUUUGGAUCGACGUGGCGAUGAUGCCGGCCUUCAUUGCUGCCGGGUGCGCUCGCCUGCACAGCAUCGGCCAGUUCGACUCUGGCAGCCUCGGGCUGGUGAUCUUCAAUGAAUUCGUCUGCGUGGGCUUCACGUUGAUCGUGCUCUUGCAGGUGAGCUCACUGACAGUGCGUCAGGAAGUGGCCACUAUGGAGCUGGAGGAACUCCUCGCGAAGCAAGAGGCCCAGAUCUCGGAGACGGAGGGCAUCCUCAACGCGGCGCGGCGGCUGCUGAGCGUCACCUGCGACUGCUGCGAGCAGCUGAGCCACGACUGGCGGAUCCUGCAGCCCUCCCAGCGGUGGCUGGAGAUCAUUCGCUACCCCCACAAGGACAAGCCGAUGGUCCUCAGCCUGGCCGACUUUAUCUCCACCCAGGACCUGGACCGCUUCAAGCAGUUCAUCGAGACCGAGACCGACGUUCCGUCCUUGCUGCACCUGCGCAUGAAGGAUUUUGCAGGCAGCUCCUUUGAUGCACAGCUUUUUCAAGUGAGAGUGCCCAGCCUUUUGACGGCGCAGCCCCAGCAUUUGGUUGGCAUCACCACCCAGGAGGUGCGUGAGCCGCUGAGCCGUCCUGGGCGCCGCGAGAUUCCCAGCAUUCCCGAAGGUGGAAUUCUGGACGAGGACGACAGCCGCUCCAGCGACAGGAGCUCUACCCAUAGUAGCAACAGGAUGCCUGCAGCUGCGGCGGACAUGCACCGAACGCAGAUGGGGACAUUCUUGCAGCACAUAGAGGUAGUUGACAGCAUGCGGCUGAUUGUGGACCUUCACACUGGGACCAGUGGCUAUGACCUUUGUGGUCUUGGGAUGACCUUCAAGAGUCGGUCCAAGGAGGACAAGGACAGCUCCAAGGGGCCCAAGUUUUAUGAUCUGCUAAGGCGGAGGCACCGAGUUACUGUGGAGGAUUGGCUGCAGGAACACCUGAACUCCUGGUACUACGGGGAGGACUGUGAAGAGAGGUGUUUGGGGGUAAAGCUGGGCGUGGGCGAGAGCUCCGUGCUGGUCGGGGACAUGGGAGUGCUCAACAUCUGGGAGACUCAGGAGGAGCAACUCUACAUGGAGCUUGAGAUGCGGAACUUUGUCGCGCCACAAAAAAACGGGAACGCGGCGCGCGCCGACGAGAACUGA